AGUGCAUCAGCAACAUCCGUGUGAUCACACACAGGAGAACCACACGGAUUAUUAUUUUAAUAUCUUAUGAAUAGAAUAAAUAUAGACGCUCGUGCAAUAGUCUGCACACGGAUGACGUCACGGACGUGCAGUGUAACAGCUGGAAUGAGGAAGAGAGCUGAGGACAGAUUUCACAUUUUGAAGAAAGUCACCGCCGGAUAAACAGACUGGGUUCACUGACUUUCUCUUACAGGACUUUGUGAGCAGGUAUUUCACUCUUUCACACACUGACUGAAAUGCAAAUGCUUCUUGAUUAGAGCAUUCACUGGUCAGAAAGUGAACGUUUAUGAUCCAUAUGUCAGGCGUGGAAACCUGGCAGGUCAACAACUUGCCACUAUCAAAACACACUAAAAGACUAAUGAAUAUAUUUUUCAUAACUGGAAGAGAAAUUAAGGUCUUGGUCUAGUUGUGCAAAAUUGGGUAUUCAGAUGACAGAUUGUGGGAAGCAUCAUGUGUCUUUUUUGUGAAGUUUCUCCAACUUUGGCCAAGAUGAGGAAACGCCUUCAAUACGCUGUUGACUAUAGCCUGUGAGAGAGGGAGAGAGAGAGAGAGAGAGAGAGAAGGAGAGAGAGAGAGAGAGAGGAUCUCUAAUUUAAAUAUGUGAUUAUAGAUUUGAUUUGCCUCAGACUUCUGUUACUUCUGUUUGAACGGAUUUAACCUAAAUAUCUGGGUGGCUCUUGACAUGGAGCUGAAGAAACUUUGGUGCAAAAUGAAUUAAAAGUCUAAAUUAAAUUCAGUCUUAAGUAAAAUUUUCUCUUGGUCUAAGUCACUAAGUCACACACAUUUUUUAAACCUUCGGUAAAAAGGAGGACUGCUCCUUGAUGUUACUUGAUGCCAUGGACUUCUGAUUAUCUGCUGUCCAGCUUUCAACAUGGACCUGAUGGAACACCUACCCUUGCAAACUUACUUCUGGGGAAAAUAAAGUUCAGUAUUUAGAUUCAUUCUUUGAAAUUAUUUGGACCAUAGUAAAAAAAAAAAAAAUAAGGACAUUUCUAGACUACCUUUGCAAUCUAUGGUCAAAUAGAAAACUGUUACUUCUUGAUAGUUUGGACUUAUCUGGUGUACAGCUUUUGACAUGGAGUCGAAGUGAAAAUGUGUAAUUAGCCUAAUUUUUAAGUUUUUUUUUUUUUUUAACUUUUCAAUCUUCAUUAAAAAGGAAGACUGCUAUUUCUUGAUGACAUGGACAUGAUUAUCUUCUGUGUGACUCUUGUCAUGGAAAAGAGGAAGCUGUGAAAUGCUUUAUUUCUGGUGCACAAUGAAAUUAAGUGUCUAAAUUAAAUCUUCUGAUAUAUUUUUCUUUUGGACCAUGCUAAAUUUAAGUACAUUUUGAGGCUAACUUUUCUAUCUGCUGUCAAAUCGAGGACUGUUAUUUCUUGCAGUUAUGGACAUAGUUACUUACCUCCCACUCUAUGCAUGAAGCUGAAGAAGCAUCUUUAUGCUGAUAAUAAAUGUCGAAAUCUUCAAAAUAAAUCUUUUUCUUGCCCAGCCUGAAUUUGAAGACCUUCUAUAAUUUAUAUAUCUGCAUUCAAUGAGGAGCUAGUGUUGUGCAAUAUUGUUUGUUUAUCGUACCCAAAACAAUGAAUGUUGCAGAGCAGACAUCGCAGGAAGCUGCAAUGCAUAUUAUUGAGUCAUUCCAAAAGAUUGAAAAUCUCCGAUAGGGUUGAAAAUACCCCAGAAAAUACCCAAUACUAUUGAAAGCAGCAUAUGCUAUGUGUGAAGCUGAGUCAUGUGUGCACAGCAGCUGGUGCUAAGGCAGAGAACAGAACUGUUGGGGGCACUGUGCUGCGGUGGCACCGCUGAACCUUUGGAUUCUGUGCUUGACCUGUUGCUGUCCUGGGACGUCCUUGUUUGGGAAGACUACCACAAUGUCCAGGGUCUCUCUAAACCCCUCUGCUCCAAAACCAGAGACCUUCUGGACUUGGUGUACACCAAAGGAGAGGAGGCCUGCAGUCUGCUGCUGGCAGCUUUUGAUCAAGUCUUACCUGAGGCCCAGAAAGCAGGACUUUACUUUGGGAAAGGUAAUUCAAGGCGAAGAGACAUCAAGAAGACUCCCACAAGCACCAGUGAGGCUUUGUUGAUUGACAGGCCAGCACUGGUAAAGAAGGUUCGGGACCAUCUCGAUGGGGUGUUGGAUGCUCUGAUGGAAGCUGGUUGCUUUACUUCACAAGACUGUGAUGAAGUGUUGUUACCUGUGCACACACGUUCACAGAAGGCUAGGAAGCUGUUAGACCAAGUGAGGUUCAGAGGGGAAGGUGCUGCCAAUGCUUUACUGCAGUAUCUGCAGCAAAUAGACAGUAAGCCACAACGUGUGAAAGACGAAAAGCAACUCUCUGCUGAAUGCCACCUCUACCAGAAGAAGCUUUGCAGCUCUGUUGCCGCUCAGUCACACUUUCUCAGCACAUAUGGCGGAACAGGAAAGUUUUCCCUAGACGAUAUCUAUACUGAUGGCCUUCUAGAAGUGGUGCAAAGUGACAGAGCGGUUACAGCUCUGGGGCUGCAGGAUGUGGUGGGUCUGCUUGGGACUCUUAAUGAGGAAGCCGAUACAAUACUUAUUUCUGGUGAAGCAGGUACUGGUAAGAGUACCUUGCUGCAGAGGCUCCACCUGCUGUGGGCUCGAAGUACCUUGUUGACAGACGUUCUCAUGCUGUUCCCUUUCAGUUGCCGUAAACUGAAUGCUGAGCAGAGGAUACUCUCUUUAAAAGAGCUCCUGUUCCUGCAUUGCUGCUGGCCGGACCGGGGUCAAGAUGAAAUUUUCCAGUUCAUUCUUGACCACCCUCACCUAGUCCUUUUCACCUUUGAUGGGCUUGAUGAGUUUAGGCAGAGCUUCACCGAUGAAGGGCGCCAUUGCUGCCCCACACAGCAAGCACCCGUACACACUCUGCUUUUCAACCUACUUCAGGGUACCUUAAUGAAAGGGGUGAAGAAGGUGGUAACCAGCAGACCCCAAGCAGUGGGUCCAUCUCUGAAGCGGUAUCUCCGCAAGGAAGUCCUCGCCAAGGGUUUCUCUCCUGUGGGAAUUGACCACUUUGUAAGGAAACACCACAAUGACGCCACUGUAGCUACUCGGGUUGUAGAGUCCCUCAAGGCUAACACAGCCCUACUUGGGCUCUGCCAUAUUCCUGUGUUCUGCUGGAUUAUAUCAAAGUGCUACAAAGAGUUGCUUGGAUGUGGGGAAGGCAGCCCUCAGACAGUCACUGAUGUAUACUUCAUGGUUCUGAAGCAUUUCCUCCAGAAGCGGAUGCCUCAGAAGCACAGCACUUUGGGAAAAGGAUGGCUACAAGACCAUCUAGAGACAGUGAGAAGACUAGGACAGUUGGCACUGGAGGGCUUAGAGACAUCCUGUUACGUAUUCGCAGAGUCAGACUUGCUCAAAUGUGGCAUCACAGAGCAGGACAUUGGUCUGGGAUUCCUUAUACACUGUAAGGACCUCUCAGACUAUACUGACUGCAAACACUUUGAGUUUCUGCAUAUCACCAUGCAGUGCUUCUUCGCUGCUCUCUAUAUUGUUCUCAACAACAACGUCAACUGCUCUGUCAUCCUAAAUCUCUUUCAGUCUCAGUGCAAGCAGCCAACAGUUCUUAAUCACAACUGUCUUGUACAUUGCAUGAAGCCUGUAGUUGAUGACUGCAAUGUAGCAGAGAUCCCAAACCUGCAGAUCACCUCAGAGUUUGUUGCAGGACUUCUGUCCCAGCGCUAUCGCAGUCUCCUUGUACAGUCCUGUCCUGCUGGCUUGCUCGAGAAAAAAUCCAAGCAAGUCAUGAAGUGUUUGUCCAAGGGUAUACAGAGGCAUUUCAAAUCAAUCCCUCCACCAGUGAAGGGUGAAAAGAAGAGCAUGCAUGCCAUGCCGAGUUUUGUUUGGCUCAUUAAGUGCAUCUAUGAGAUGCAGGAGAGUGAGAUUGCUAAGGGUGCAGUGGCCAAACUAGAAGUAGAGCACCUGAAGUUAAUAUAUUGUAAUAUUGGUCCAGUGGAAUGCACUGCUCUGGCUUAUGUACUCAGGUACCUGCAAAAUCCUGUUGGAAUACAGCUGGACUUCAACUCGGUGGGGGAUGUGGGAUUGGAACAACUCCUGCCAUGUCUUCAUAUCUGUCACUCCCUCUACUUGAGGAACAAUAACAUAUCAGAUGAAGGAAUCCGCAAACUUGUUGAGAAGGGAGUACACUGCGAAUGCUUCGAGAAAGUAGCGCUGUUCAACAACAGACUAACAGAUGAGUGCACAAAGCAUUUUGCCUUGCUGCUUAAGACAAAGAAGAACUUCCUUGCAUUAAGACUUGGAAACAAUAACAUCACAUCACAGGGAGCCGAGCAGCUGGCAGAAGGGCUGAGGCACAACACAUCACUGAUGUAUCUUGGACUGUGGGGAAAUAAGAUUGGAGACAAAGGCGCUGAGGCUUUAGCUGAUGCACUGAAGGACAGCACCACGUUAAUAUGGUUAAGCCUGGCGGAUAACAGUGUAGGCAGCGCAGGGGCAUGUGCCUUAGCGGAGCUUGUUAAGAGAAGCACAACACUUAAGGAGCUCUGGCUGAACCAAAACUGCAUUAGCAGGGAUGGCGUGGAGUGUCUGAUUGAGGCUUUGAAAGUGAGCUCUACUGUUAAGGAAGUGUGGUUGAGAGGAAACAAUCUGAGCGCAGAGGAGGUGAAGGAACUUAGUGAGCAAGAAAGCAGACUCAUCUUCUAAGGGUGAAAGAAUGAUGUCAGUUCUUGGACAGAUUCUUCAGAUUCUAUGAUUGGUGUGGUGUUUAGCCAUUUUCUUAAAAAUGAAACUUCAUUUUUUAACAUUGAAUGUAAAAAAAACAUGUAUUUAACAAUUUUAAAAAAAAUGCAUUAAUUCAUCUUGGGGAGGAAUAUCUUUUUUUUUUUUUUUUUUUUAAAUACAAUGUUUCUUUGGCUGCAUUUAGCUCUUACAUGAUUUUUUUUCUUUCUUUUUUUUUCUUUUUUUUAAGUACAGUACUAGCAAACAUACCUAGCGUGGUUAACUAGAAAAUAUGCUUAUGGCAUGAGGUCAUUCUAGUAAUUUAUAUCGUUUUAAUUUUUAAAAUGAAUAAGUUACUUUGACUUUCAUCAGCCAAUGUCACAAUAUCACUGAAAAUAAAGAAAGAAGAUAAAAUACGCUAAACUAAUCUUCCUCUUCCCAUGACCUUCAGGAAAUUCAGAUGAUUCAACUUCCUGUUGAACAGGUAACUUAUGGAAUAUACCAGAUUUUCCUAGGGGUGAAUGUGUUCAGGUAACAGGGUUAUGUAAAUGUUGUGGUACACUAAAACGUACAUAACCUACACUGGCUGAGUCAUGGAAGAUGACGUUUCCUAGCAUGACAUGUAACGUGGAUUCCCAGAUUAAUGCAGAAAUAAUAAGAUUUUUUGCAGUAUAAAUGUUAGUUCAGUUAUAAUGAGCUGGAACAGGCAGAAAUAGUGAUUUCUAAGUGCACUAGAAUUGGUACAUUUUAUUUAUGAAACUAUUUAUCUGAAACACGUACAGAGAUGGUUGUGAAGAAGCCGUGAUCUGUAUUUAAAAUGUUGUUUACAUAUAUUUUACAUACAUAUUUGUCAAUCAUUGAAUCACCCUUACAAUAUCAACUACCACCCGGUUAUUUUCUAAAACAUGGUCCCCUGUAGUCUACAGUUUACACCAGUGUUUAGCCUGGAGAGUGUUAUCAGUAUACUGUAUGUACAUUACAGUAACUAAAGACAGAAGAAUGAAAUAUUAUUAACUUCACGUACUGCAUUGAUUGUAUUUUUUUGUUACCAUGUUACUUUAUGUGGAUUUAUAUUUAAGUAAUUUCUAUGUUAUUUUUCUAUAUUAUUUUGCUUUCUGUUCUUUUUUUUCUAUGUAUUUUCUCCCUCUAAGCUGGCUUAAACUGGAGGAAUAAGUAUUGUGUGAUCUUUUUUGUAUAAUAAAUAUAAUUCAGAUGGCAGCAACAGCAUGGGAAUGCUGAGUACAGAAGUUUACAUACAUUGAAAUUCUGAAACCAACAAGACAAGUUGUUGGGUAAAGUGAGUUAGGUUGUCACAAGUAACCAAAAAUGGUCAAAAACUAUGUGCUGAUAUUAAUAAUAAAAGAAUUAACAUUA
Messenger RNA from Pangasianodon hypophthalmus (striped catfish), 6103 nucleotides. RefSeq names its product nucleotide-binding oligomerization domain containing 2 (gene nod2). NCBI's taxonomy places the organism in Eukaryota, Metazoa, Chordata, Actinopteri, Siluriformes, Pangasiidae. The transcript has 10 exons. Gene Ontology annotation, molecular function: protein binding. Bases 1766 to 4714 code for a protein of 982 amino acids. The record is from RefSeq and is a predicted model, not a curated record. Gene Ontology annotation, biological process: regulation of apoptotic process.